Cyprinodon tularosa is the source of this 1704-nucleotide messenger RNA. Its product is annotated as G-protein coupled receptor 6. NCBI's taxonomy places the organism in Eukaryota, Metazoa, Chordata, Actinopteri, Cyprinodontiformes, Cyprinodontidae. Gene Ontology annotation, cellular component: membrane. Gene Ontology annotation, biological process: G protein-coupled receptor signaling pathway. The record is from RefSeq and is a predicted model, not a curated record. Gene Ontology annotation, molecular function: sphingosine-1-phosphate receptor activity. The transcript has 2 exons. The coding region runs from base 233 to 1234 and encodes 333 amino acids.
CUCAUCCACACCCGCCUCCUUACAUUCACCUCUCUCCAUCAAGCUGAACAGCAGCCAAUGCUUCACGGUGCUCCUGCCCUGGGUGUUUGUCCCAUGCCUGGGAAGCACAAUAAGAUUAAAGGCUUCACCUGAGAGGAACCAAAGGACCAUUUUUUCCCCAUAUUUUUAUGAUCCAAGGUUCAGCUUGAGUGAAAAUUCCACUUCAUACAUCUUUGUUGAAAAGUGUGUAGCUAUGAACGAGUCACUGGUUGUGAAUGACUCCUCUGCAGCUACAGAACCUGUCCCCUGGAUGGAGGCUGAAUCCCUGGACCAACACAACAGCAGCAUAGAGUUUUCCACCGCUCCAUUAGAAUUUCCUAUCAACCCAUGGGACAUCAUGCUGUGCAUGUCAGGCACCGUUAUCGCCUGUGAGAAUGCUAUUGUGGUAGCAAUCAUCUUCUACACUCCCACACUAAGGACUCCCAUGUUUGUGCUAAUUGGGAGCCUGGCCACAGCAGACCUGCUGGCUGGCAUGGGAUUAAUCCUGAACUUUGUGUUCCAGUAUGUGAUUUCUUCUGAGACCAUCAGCCUCAUCACUGUGGGCUUUCUAGUGACAUCCUUCACUGCAUCCAUCAGCAGCCUUCUAGCUAUCACUGUGGACCGUUACUUCUCCCUUUACAAUGCCCUCACAUAUUUCUCAGACAAGACUUUGCAGUAUGUGCAUCUGAUGCUAAUCGUGACCUGGGGGGUGUCUCUGCUGCUGGGUCUGCUGCCAGUGCUGGGCUGGAACUGCCUGCAUGAGCCAGCCUCAUGCAGCAUUGUCCGCCCCUUGACCCGAAGCAAUGUCAUGCUCCUAGCCACUUCUUUCUUUGCCAUAUUCGUGCUCAUGCUGACCCUUUAUUUUAAGAUUUGCAAGAUCGUAUGCCGACAUGCCCACCAGAUCGCCCUGCAGCAGCACUUUUUUGCCACGUCCCAUUAUGUUGCCACCAAAAAGGGGGUGUCCACAUUGGCCAUCAUCUUGGGGACUUUUGGUGCCAGCUGGCUCCCCUUUGCCAUCUACUGCCUUGUAGGUGAGAGGGAGUAUCCAUCUGUGUACACCUAUGCUACACUGCUGCCUGCAACCUAUAACUCUAUGAUCAACCCCAUUAUCUACGCCUACAGAAACACAGAGAUCCAGCGCUCUAUAUACAUGCUUUUGUGUGGCUGCUUUCAGGCUAAUGGGUCCUAUCGGUCUCGGUCCCCAAGUGAAGUCUGAAAAGGUGCUUCUGGUGCGUGUGGAAGGAUUUGGUUUGUGUGUGCAUGUGUGUGUGUGAGUGUUUAGGGGUGUGUUUUUAGAAAAGAGAGAGCAAAAAAAAAAAAAAACAGACAAUUGGCUUAUAGCCGACUGUGAAUGCUUUUCAAACACAAAUGGGGCAUGGAUACUGUACCUGCACUUUAAUAUGUCUCAACACAAGUUCCAAGGAGAGGUUAGAAAUGCAGUGAACAAGAAUUCUUGUUAUUAAAAAGGACAACAAAUAUGUGAAUGUAUUUAACUGAGGAAUUAAAGAGGAAUGGAAAAUUAAAUUUGCACUUUAUUAAGUGUUUUUGUUUUUGAUACCAAAGCAGUAUUGUUCAACUUUGGAUGUGUUUGAGCCUGUGUUCAUCAUGUGCCAUGGUUUUUCUAUUUUGUAUUGUGUUGUCUUAUAAGUCCAUUUUGUAUCACACAAAUAAAGGAAUAACGUUCUA